Prorocentrum cordatum is the source of this 641-nucleotide messenger RNA. The record is from the annotation of a GenBank genome assembly. NCBI's taxonomy places the organism in Eukaryota, Dinophyceae, Prorocentrales, Prorocentraceae.
CCCCCCCUCCGCCGCCUCCGCGGCGGCCCCGAGGCCGCGCGGCCCUGCCGCUGCAGGGCGGCCGCUCGGCGGGCCGACGGGGCGGUCCCCUCGACGGCAGGAGGAGGAUAAACCAUUAGGAGGAGCGAUGGCGAGAAGAGCAGAGGAGGAGGAGGAGGAGGAGGAGGAGGAGCAGGGCGAGCCGCUCGAGGAGCAGGCUGGAGAGCACAGGAGCGCACGCGGAGCCCUCGACGAAUUCAUGGGCCCAUGCUCCACCGCCACGGCCACAGGGUAGUGGUGGUGGUGGUGGAAAACUGGCCCAUCACUCGAGGUCCGUAAAAGUCUCCUCGCAACGGCGCUGCGCAGCGCGCCAGGGGCGGCGCCGGAGGCGCCGCCAGGCGGGGACCCAGCGCCGAACCAGGCAAUCCGCGCGGAUCUCGGAAAUCUUCUGCUUGUGCUGCUCUAAAGCUUGCCCCUCCACCAAGACGUUGCUGCUGGACCCGGGUGCGCCCCGGGAGCAGCGCGCCCGACGAGAGCGCACCCUGCCCUGUGCACGGCGGCCACGGCGGACACCGGGCGCGGCCGAGGCACCCCGCGCCCCUCGCCACGGGAGCUGCGCGAGGCGGGGAGUCAUCCACAUUCGGCGGCGUGUACAGAGGGGG